GUCUAGGUGUAACCUUGGCACCCAAUCGUGGGGACGAAGGCAGCAUCGCCUUUAUCCACAUCCACUUCACGAACACUAUUGUCGAAUCCCGCUAGAUAGAUAUUUCUUGUCCCCUGAGACGAUGCGAACAAUCGAUGCGCUACUGAUGCUCAUCAACAGGGGGAAAGAGAGUUUUACGAGUAAAAUCCCGUCAACGACCGGAGAUUUCGGAUACGAACCAAACCCAACCAACGCACGAUGCAUCAUUAAGCAAAAUCAGCGCCAUACGUCCAACGGUGGGUAUCCAAGAAUGAAAUGCUAUCUCGCUGGAACGCUGGAAGAGUCGAUACGUCCAGGGCACCCUACUUUGAAAUAUGCACAAGUGAAAGUGCGUGCCCCAUAGAACAUCCAAUGUGGCGUCGACUUCUUCCACUCUCGGCAUUUCAAUGGUAUACAGAAAUGACGGAAUGCAAAGUACGCACUCCAGUUGCGCAGAUUGCGCAAGCUUGGAAUGUAUUUUCUCAGCAUUAAUCAGAACUGAUUUAUGGAAUGUAUCGAUCGGCUCAGUGGUAGUACUGACCGAUUCGAGCGUGGCAUGCCCUAAUGGGCUGCAGUAAGAGACUAUCGACUCUUUCGACACUACGGCUUACUAUGCUAUGUGGCAAGUGAUAUUUACCGUUCCCGAAUGCUUAUACUUUUGCAAUCAACUGCGCACGAUGAAUCAUCUGUUACCAGUCGCGCCAGCUAAAAUCACCUUUGCGAAGUCAUCGAAUUCACGUCAAGAAGAUGCUCACCAUGUAGCGUGUGCAUCAACACGGCACCAAGCCGUCAAAGGUUGACUGUCAAUGCAUUUAAGCUAACUACAAAUCUGCCAUCGUCGUCACUACUUAACUACAUUUGCGCUAUGUAUGGACGAGAUCGUCGUUCCUUGCGAAUCAUGGUACCCUUUGCUCAACCAUAUGAGGGAUCCCUCAAAGAUGUUGUCACCAUCAUACCGAUCAAGUUCUUGUUGGUAUGCGCACCGCAAAACUUACUCAAAUAUCGAGCAGUGAUAGAUUAUCGGGGUGUUUUUGUGGAUGAUUAUGAUCUCAAACUUCAAAUCAAGUUUAAGGUUCAUGAUUCUUCGAUCGGUGGUCAUCGCGGACGUGAAAAUUUAUAUAUCAUACCAUCCCGCGACUUUUAUUAGCCACGCCAACAUGAAAUCGUGCGUGCUUGCGAGCUCUGACCUCUAUACCUGUCCCAAAGGAUUACUGAGACGCGGAUUUGAUAAAUUUUGCCUUUCCCAUCUACUCGUGAUCACGCUUACGGUCUGAAAUUUGUGAAUAAUUUGUUCAGGAAUGUUCACCGUGUCUACGGUUUUGGGUUACACUUUAAACUGUAGGCAACUAAAUCGAUCGCAGCG
This is a messenger RNA of Plasmopara halstedii, 1381 nucleotides long. RefSeq lists its product as uncharacterized. The coding region runs from base 884 to 1165 and encodes 93 amino acids. NCBI's taxonomy places the organism in Eukaryota, Oomycota, Peronosporomycetes, Peronosporales, Peronosporaceae. The record is from RefSeq and is a predicted model, not a curated record. The transcript has a single exon.